Molecule: messenger RNA, 3130 nt
Organism: Sebastes umbrosus (honeycomb rockfish)
Lineage: Eukaryota; Metazoa; Chordata; Actinopteri; Perciformes; Sebastidae
Product: 1-phosphatidylinositol 4,5-bisphosphate phosphodiesterase delta-1-like
Exons: 15
Coding region: 200-2506 (768 amino acids)
Biological process (GO): lipid metabolic process; phosphatidylinositol-mediated signaling
Molecular function (GO): calcium ion binding; phosphatidylinositol-4,5-bisphosphate phospholipase C activity
Source: RefSeq, a predicted model, not a curated record
GAGUGCUGACACCAUUCAGAUCGCCAGGAGAGAGAGAUCCACCUGUGACGCCGCCUCUGGUGUUGUCCUCGGUUCAACAAUCCCAACUCCAACUCCAACCCUUUUCUUACCUACAUUGCGCACAUGGAAAGAAGGAGCAACUUUGGAUGAAAGGAGGAAUAAACAAAUAAAAUAGAGAGAGACUACAAUUCAUAAAAGGAUGGAAACGAAUGGGAUCGAAAAGAAAAACAACGGUAUGGAGGGAGAUCCGCACCUCCAGUUCCUCCUGCAGGGUGGAGACCUCCUCAAGGUCCGCUCCCCGUCCUGGAAGAAGACCCGCUACUUCAGACUCAUGGAGGACUGCAAGACCAUGUGGCGCGAGUCCAAGAAAACCUUCAAGUCCAACCAGACCUGUGAGUGCUGCGGCCGUCCCAGCUUCCCACCUGCAUUUUCACUCGAUGACAUCUCGGCGGUGCGGAUGGGCCGUCAGUCAGAGGGCCUGAGGAAGUACACGGAGGAGCAGGUGGAGGGUCGCUGCUUCUCCAUCAUGUUCAAGGGCCGCCGCAAGAACCUGGACCUCAUCGCCAGCUCGGAGGAGGAGGCCAAGCAGUGGGUCAACAGCCUGGAGAAAAUGGUCUCCAACAUGAACAACCUCAGCACCCAGCAGAAGACAGAGCAUUGGAUCUUCAGCUGCCUGAGGAAAGCAGACAAGAACAAAGACGACAAGCUGAGUCAGUCGGAGCUCAAGGACUUCCUGCGUCUGGUCAACAUCGAGGUGGAUGACGACUACGCAGAGAUGCUCUUCCAGAAAUGUGACAAAUCCAAGUCUGGAUACCUGGCCGGAGAGGAGAUUGAACAUUUCUAUGACCUGUUGACCCAUCGGGAGGAAAUAGACGUGAUCUACGGAGAGUACGCUAAAACAGCGGGCCUCAUGAGUCCUCAAAACCUGGUGGACUUCCUGAAGAAAGAGCAGAGAGAGAAAGCCACACUGGAUGAUGCGCACAACAUCAUCCAGAAGCAUGAGCCAGAUGAAAACGCCAAGGAGAAGAAGCUGCUGUCCAAAGAUGGCUUCCUCAUGUACAUGCACCAUCCAGAGGCCCUGGUCCUCAACCCAGAUCACAGAGAGGUGUACCAGGACAUGAGCCAGCCCCUCAACAACUACUUCAUCUCCUCCUCGCACAACACCUACCUCAGGGAGGACCAGCUCAAAGGGCCUAGCAGCACGGAGGCUUACGUCAGGGCUCUGCUGAAGGGCUGCCGCUGCGUGGAGCUGGACUGCUGGGACGGAUCAGAUGACGAGCCAGAGAUCUACCACGGCUACACACUGACUUCUAAGAUCCUCUUCAAAGACGCCAUCAAAGCCAUCAAGGAGUAUGCCUUUAAGACAUCCGAUUACCCAGUUAUCAUCUCCUUGGAGAACCACUGCAGCAUGGAGCAGCAGGAAGUCAUGGCCCAUCACAUGAGCUCCAUCCUGGGCAGUGCGCUCGUCACUUCCCCCCUGGGGGACGGCAUGCCCACAGACUUUCCAUCUCCUGAGGAGCUGAAGGGGAAGUUCCUGAUCAAAGGGAAGAGGCUAAACAAACUGGAGGCCACCUUCGCUCCCGAAGCGGCUAUGGCCGAUGACACGGACGUGACGGAGGAGGAUGAUUCGAACGAUGAUGAUGAGGAUGAACAGAAGGAGGAAGCGCAAAGAAAGAAGAAAAAGAAGCUGAAACUAGCGAAGGAGCUGUCGGACAUGGUGGUCUACUGCAAGAGCGUCCACUUCCACGGCUUUGAGGACGCGAGACAAAACCUGAGCUUCUACGAGAUGUCGUCCUUCAAGGAGAACAAGGCCAUGGGGCUGGCAGAGGAGUCGGCUAAUUCCUACAUCCGCCAUAACAUGGACAAGCUGAGCCGCAUCUAUCCAGCAGGCUCCCGGACCGACUCCUCCAACUACAACCCGGUGCCUCUGUGGAACGCCGGCUGCCAAAUCGUGGCCUUAAACUUCCAGACCACCUGCAAAGAAAUGGAUGUUAACCAGGGCAGAUUCCUGGUCAACGGAAAGAGCGGCUACAUCCUGAAACCGGCCUACAUGAGGGACGCGGCCACGGAGUUCGACCCCAUCACCCUGACCCGAGGAGACUGGCUGAAGCCCACGACGCUCCAUAUCAUGGUUAUAUCAGCCCAGCAGCUCCCCAAAGUGAACAAGAAGAAAUCCUCCAUAGUGGACCCGCUGGUUAAGGUGGAGGUGUACGGAGUGCCGGCUGAUGUUGCUAAGAGAGAGACCAGUGCUGUUGAAAACAAUGGUUUUAACCCAGAAUGGAAUGAAAACUUCCAGUUUGACGUGUUCGUGCCGGAGCUAGCGCUGGUGCGUUUCACCGUGGAAGAUCACGACUCCACGUCUGGUAACGAAUUCGUCGGGCAGUACACGCUUCCAUUCAACAGCUUGAAAAUGGGAUACAGACAUGUGCCUCUGGUCAAUAAGAACGGAGACCUCCUCCCCUCAGCUGGACUCUUUGUACACAUUAUGGUCCUCGAUGCCGAGUAAGAACGUCACCGACCGGCACGUGACUCCGCAGGACACAAGGACCUCCACUACACAGCCACGCUUCAGCUGUUUUUAAUUGUUUUUAUUUUUGCUCUAUAGUUUUUAGUUCAUGAUUAACUUAUUGGCUUAAAUCCAGUAGUUUGAGCAGCUACUUUAAAUGACUACAAUCUUCUCAAGGGACAGCAAACUAAAGGACUCCACCUGCAACUGGAAACGAGUUGUAUUUGGGCGGUGGGUACACGCAUACAGAUACUGUACAUACACACAAGGCUUCAUAAUGCUCCAUACGAGUCACAUUACAGGGACUAUUAUACACACUUUUAAUCGGUUUGUAUGAGGUCCACUUAUAACACGUUCAAGUUUGUGCCGAUGACAUUGGAUUUUUUUUUUAACACGGCUUGUGUCCCUCAUUUCUGGUCAGUUAAUGUUUUGUCUAUUUAAAUAUUUUUAUUCAAACGACCAUUUUAUGAAUUCUGGAGAAACAUAAGCCGACAUGAAAACAAUGUGCUUCGUCUUCAUCAGUGAUUUUUAGUCAAUCAAGUGUGAUUAUUUUCCACGUGACUUCAUCAUCACUACAUACUUCUUUUUGUAAAUGAAGAUGAAGAUAAAAGUUUUAAACCUGAA